GCGGACCGCGCGCCCGCCCUCCCCCCGACGCUCCGGCGCGGCCGCCCCCCCCGGCUGGUCCGGCCGGGCCGGGCGGAUGCGGGGGCCCGCGGCGCGCGCCGCGGCGGAGAGGGGCGCCCGGGUCGCGCUGGAGGGCGGACCUGCGGCGACGGCUGCGUGCCCGGCGUGCUGAAGGCGCCCGAGGCCAGGUGCCAGGCUGCCCAGGGCGGCGCCGCUGACACGCAGGCCGCUGCGCACAGGGCCCAGGACUGCUACACCUCGCCAUGCAGCCCGGCUUCGUGCCGCAGCAGCAGCAGCCGCAGCAGCAGCAGCCGCAGCAAUUCAGGCCCCAGCUCGUCCGGGCCACCUUCGCGGCGGCCCCAGCGCCAGGCAGGCCGUUCGUGGUCACGCAGGUGCCGCAGGGGCGGCCCGUGGGCCAGUACUCCGUGGCGGGGCCCCGGCCAGUGGUGGUCACGCAGGCACGGCCGGUGGGCGGCUUCGUGCAGGGGGUGCGGCCUGGGCAGCCUUUCGUGCCCUUUGUCAAGGGGUUCGGCAAGGGUGGCGGUGGCUUCGACGAGGAGGACCGCAGCCGGGACUGGCACUGCCCCAAGUGCAGGGAGCGGAACUUCGUGAAGCGGUCGGCGUGCUUCCGGUGUCAAGCGCCAAAGCCUGCGGACUGCCAGGUGGGGCUCCAGGAGCAGGUGAAGUCGGGCCAGACGCUCAACGGCAUGGUCAAGAGCUACAACCGCAAAGGUUUUGGCUUCCUCAUGACCUUUGGCCUUGGGGACUUCCCCGACGUCUACUACACCAGAGAGAACUUGAGCCCCAAGCUGGAGACCCGCGACAUCCCUGGGCAGCACGUGACCUUCGAGAUCCUCCGCAUGCCGGACGGCAAGAUGAUCGCCACGAACAUCCGCCCCCUCGGGGAGGAGAUGUCGGCCGCCAGGGCCGCGGCCGAACCGUCGACGGCCGGCAAGGGCUUCGGGAAAAUGGGCGUGGGUUGCGGCGGCGCCUUCUGCGGGGGCGGCUUCGUCGGCGCCGGCGCGGAGCCUCAGUUCGGCCCCCUGAGAGGCAGGGAGGAGGAGGAUAGAAGCCGAGAUUGGGAGUGCACUUCAUGCGGGGAGCGCAACUUCGUGAAGCGCCUGGAGUGCUUCCGAUGCAAGACGCCUCGCUGCAAGGGGUUCUCCGACACCGCCCCAGCGGGUUCCGCGGCUCCUGCUGCCCCGGCGCACAGAGCCAUCUCACCGCACGCUGGGUCCAGGGCGAUGGCGUUUUCUGGGAGAAGAACGAGCGGGAGCCGCAGCCCGAGCAGAAGAAGCCGGUCUCGCAGGAAAAAGAAAAAGAAGAAGAAAGACAAAAAGAAGAAGAAGAGCUCCAGCUCCAGCUCUGGCUCCUCCGAGAAGAAGGAGAAGAGGAAGAAAAAGGACAAGAAGAGGCGGAAGUCCGACAGCUCGAGCGAGGCGAGCGCAAAGUCGGUCAGGAGCGACUCGAGCAGCGGGGUCAAGGUGCAGGAGCCUGGCAGUGCUGUUGGCGAGGAGGGGAAGCUGGAGAACCAGGAGAACCCAGAGAUCGCCAAGGCGAAGGGCGAGGCUCUUGACGAGCUCCUGGCCCUGAAGUCUGUAGAGCCGCUGGAGGCCCGCAUGAAGGCGUGGCGCGCACUGCUGCGGAAGUGGCACCCCGACAAGAACCAGGAUCGGACCGAGGUUGCUACAGCAGUGUUCCAGUUCCUCCAGAAGGGCAAGCCCAUCUUGGAAAAUAAAUGAGGGCUGGCUGGUCCGAGGUGCCCGGAGGCCGGCGGCGCGGAGCAGGCCACCCGAGGCCCUCGCGCCCUCUGGCCCCUUGCCCGUGGCCUCCCUCGUGGUCGACCUGGGCCUUCGGACGGACCUGAGCGGGGCCUGCUGGAGCGGCGCGCCGUGCCCCUCCGGAAUCUCCCCGCGCUGCCGCGCCGGCCUUGCUGCUAUGAGCGAACGGGCAAAAGGUCUCUCGACUUGGCUUAUUGCGGGCGGCGCUGUGGUGCGAUUGCUGCUGUCAGCAGUUCACAGUGGGAGUAGCCCUGCGUGUAGAGGCUGUUCCCCUACCGACGGGCCAAAGUGGCUUCGAGCAGCGAUGAUUAGGUAUCAUCUGUGUAUAUCUAGAGACUGCUGCAUUGGCUGACUGACUGGUAUAGGUGGACUUGCGCAGAGACUGACCGGCGGCAGUUUUGGAUCUUCCCCACGUCUCCUCCUUCUCCUCCUCCUCCUCCUCCUCCUCC
Messenger RNA from Prorocentrum cordatum, 2230 nucleotides. NCBI's taxonomy places the organism in Eukaryota, Dinophyceae, Prorocentrales, Prorocentraceae. The record is from the annotation of a GenBank genome assembly.